Molecule: messenger RNA, 2109 nt
Organism: Ricinus communis (castor bean)
Lineage: Eukaryota; Viridiplantae; Streptophyta; Magnoliopsida; Malpighiales; Euphorbiaceae
Product: pentatricopeptide repeat-containing protein At4g31070, mitochondrial
Exons: 1
Coding region: 32-1873 (613 amino acids)
Biological process (GO): RNA modification
Molecular function (GO): RNA binding; protein binding
Source: RefSeq, a predicted model, not a curated record
ACUCGUGAAAUUAUCCCGCGCCAAAAUCAAAAUGUAUGUUAUAUAUACAAACUCAAAAUAUGGUUUAAUCAAGCGGUUCAGAUCGACUCUUGGCUCUAUACGAUCAAUCUCAACCAUCCAUUCCAAAAUCAAAGAUAUGGUCUCAAAAGGACUUAACCACCAGAUACUUAAAUUCUACAAAGAACUUCAUUCUUCUGAUAUCUAUGCUAACGCCUACAUUAUUCCUUCAGUAAUCAAAGCGUGUUCUUUCUCUAAUUGCCAUCAUUUUGGCAUUCAACUUUACAGCAUUGUUCUUAAAUCAGGCUUGGACUCUGAUUUUGUUAUUUGUAAUUCCUUCAUUUCAUUUUAUGCGAAAUCAUCUUGCACUGAGUCUGCACUUAAAGUGUUUGAUACAAUGCCUCUAAAAGAUCCUAUCUCUUGGAAUUGUAUCAUAAAUGGUUAUUUUCAAAAUGGAUAUUUCACUCAAGGGUUUAUAAUGUUUAAGGAAAUGUAUGAAUGUGGUAUUGUGCCGAAACCUGAGUUGGUUGCUAGUGUUGUAUCAGUUUGUGUACGCUUAGGAGAUAUGAAACUUGGAAGAGCAAUUCAUGCACUUGUUCUUAUUGAUGGGAGGAUUGCGAAAGAAAUUUUUGUAUUGACUUCUUUAGUUGAUUGGUAUUUUAAAUCUGGUGACUCGUUAAUGGCUUUACGUGUAUUUGAUCAAAUUGAGGUGAAAAAUGUAGUUUCUUGGACUGCACUGGUUUCAGGGUGCUCUGCGAAUUUAGACUACAAUAUGGCCCUUGAUUGUUUUCGAGCAAUGCAGAUCAAUGGGGUUAGACCUAACAGGGUCACGUUGAUUGCAAUAUUACCGGCAUUUGCUGAGUUGGGUUGUGCUAAGACUGGGAAAGAAAUUCAUGGAUAUGCAUUUCGACAUGGAUUUGAUUUGGAUCAUCAUUUUUUAUCUUCUCUUAUUCACAUAUAUUGCAGAAGUAGGGAAGGUUUGCAGCUUGCUAAACUUACUUUUGAGAGAUCAAAUGUUAAAGAUGUUGUGAUGUGGAGUUCGAUUAUUGGGAGCUAUUGUCGAAGUGCGGAUAGCAUUGAAGCUCUGAAGCUCUUCAGGUGGAUGAGAGCAGAUGGAACAGAACCAAACUCUGUGACCUUAUUGGCAGUAAUCACUGCCUGUACAACUUUAACUUCACUUAAGAAUGGAUAUGGAACGCAUGGCUACAUUGUGAAAUGUGGCUUGAACUUUGAUACUUAUAUUGGGAAUGCACUUAUUAAUAUGUAUUCAAAGUGUGGCUGUGUUGUAGCAUCGCAUCAAAUUUUCAAAGAAAUGCAUAUUAAAGAUUCCGUGUCGUGGAGCACGUUGAUCACUGCUUAUGGAUUACAUGGUCAUGGGAAAGAAGCUUUGUGUCUUUUCCAUGAGAUGCAAUUGCAAGGAGUUGAACCAGAUGCCAUGACAUUCCUCGCUGUAUUAUCAGCUUGUAAUCAUUCUGGCCUUGUUAAAGAGGGACAGCAGAUCUUUGAUAAUGUGAAGAAAGAUGGAAAAGUCUCACUAACUGUUGAGCAUUAUGCUUGCCUCGUUGAUCUUCUUGGGAAGUCAGGGAAAGUUGAUGAUGCCUUUGAUAUUUUGCGAGCAAUGCCUAUGAAACCUAGCACAACAAUAUGGAGCUCUUUGGUGUCAGCUUGUAAAAUUCAUGGACGAUUAGAAAUUGCUGAAAGGCUAGCACAAGAGCUUAUAAAAUCAGAACCUUCAAAUGCUGCCAACCACACUUUGUUGAGUAUGAUUUAUGCUGAAUCAGGUAACUGGUUUGCUGUAGAAGACGUGAGGAGGCUCAUGAGAGUACAGGGACUAAGUAAAUGCUAUGGGUUUAGCCAGGUUUCAGCAGGAAAUUAGGAUUUCUGGUGUGGCAAAUGUCUUUUAACAACUCUAUUUUUCAUUCAGUUCAGUUGUACAGUAAGGGUGAUGCCUCCUAGCUCCCCAAACAUAACCCAUUAGUUCUUAGGACACCAGAAUUUGUAAUAUGUACAGAAAAGAGACAACAAAGAGAUGAUUUGCACUGAUGUAACAGACAAUCAUGGUGCUCACUUGAGUCUUUUAAUGAAGUAAAUUAUAUAUUCUUUUUUCUAUUA